This is a messenger RNA of Aspergillus calidoustus, 2877 nucleotides long. Lineage: Eukaryota; Fungi; Ascomycota; Eurotiomycetes; Eurotiales; Aspergillaceae. The record is from the annotation of a GenBank genome assembly.
AUGUCUUUUCAAGAGGUAAAGGCCUUCUCGGCCGCUACAAAUACCUCCUCGCUGGCUUCGGCCGUACCAACAUUGAACGCCACUUCAACUCCGCGCGAUCUACUCUCGCUCCCCCUCCGCGGUUUCCAACGCGCCGAAUCGUUCGCCUUUUCCUUUCUCCCAGGCCGCGUCGCAAGGCUGGUUGGGCUUCAGAAUGCGACGACAAGCUUUUGGAGUACACCUAGCACAGGACCGGAGAGAAAUGUUGUCGCCGCCGCGACGCAGGCAGCAGGGGCAGCAGGGGCAGCCGCAAGCGAGGCCGUGGUAGAAGCCGCAGCCCAGCCCAAUUCUAGCCUUCAAUUGACAGACUUUUUACAAGCCGCCGUGAAGUUCAGCGGAUUCUUCUCCUAUUUGACUAGUCGAUGGUCGCUUGCUUGUUUUACAGUGGCACUUGUAUUAAAUAGGAUUACGAUCUAUGCUUCUACAAGGCGACAUUUGCAUCUCGACUGGAGGAGAAGACUGGCGUUACGCAUUAUACCCAUCCUACUUUUCAUUUCGCAAAUACACAAUCUGCUUCGCGCAAUCAAAUGCCAAACAUCGCCCAACUAUUCUGAAUACCACUACGGUGCUCCCGGAAAACGACUAUCGAUAGAUUAUGCCGGUGAUGGCGGAUUUCUCUAUACUCUGAGUUCAACUCUGCUUCCGUGGCAAUCAGACCAGCAUUCAUGCAGUGCGAUGAGCAUGGAGCGGGUUGGUUCUGAAAUUCCUCUCGGCUCAUUCAAGUUGUUGUGGUCAGUAUUCCUGCGACUUUGCCUCAAUCACUUUGUCGAGACGCUCUCGUGCUCAUUGCAGGGGAGGCCUGUGGUCACGGAAGGGGGCAUGUCGAUUUUUGAACAUUCCCUCUCCUUUGCCGAGGCCGAAUCUGCAAUCAGCCAAUCUCUCGGCUUGGGACUCUUUGGUUGGGAGCCGAAAACGAAACCCAGCGGAGAGAAUAGUACUGGCGGGGAUGCUCCACGAUCCGCUCUUCACCUCAUGACCAAGUCGCAGAUUCUAGAACGAAUGAACGCCACACCGGAACUACUCCUGAUUGCAUUGAUUUCUUGCUGCCACUGCCUAUCGUCAAAUGUGCUGGAUGUUGUCGGAAAGCAGAAUAGGUACCGCUUAUUCAACACCACCUUUUGGGGUCUGUCCUUCAUGGCCGCCAUGACUUGGGGUCUGGCCGGUGGCUCAUCUUUAGGAACGGACGACAUAUCUCUGAGGUUCCCCACCGUUUGCGUAGUGGGUUUUGUGCCGCACUUGUUGAUCCUGUGCGGCAUUAUCGUGUGUGGUAUAAUCUAUUCCCUUGCCCUUUUAGUUACAGCAUUUUCACUACCUUCUGAUUCUCCUCAGGGGUUAUCUCUGCGAGAAAGGCUCGGUCUAGCGCACGAAAAUAUGCAGGGAUCUACACACGUCAGCAGUGUGCGCGUCAAUCGGCACGAGGACUUUUAUACUGCCCUAUUGAGAGUCGGUUAUACGGCGCUGACUGCUGCCAGCGAGGCCGUCUUCCUCAAUGAAGGGCGGGGUGUCGUUGCGCGAAGCAUGACUUGGCUUGAGGAAGACCGGCUUUCUGAAAUUGAACAAUCACGGAGGAGGAGGAGCUCUACGCAUCGGCUGCCCAGUGCUCGUAAUGAUGACACACCCCUCGAGGGCACCAUACCCGUUACCUUUGAGAUUCAAGAGACGUCAGGACACUGGGAAAGUGGAUAUAGCCGAGAGAAGAAAAUCGGGAAGCCCAAGAACAAGUCCCGGUCUUCCCGUUAUCAGAACAAUAAUCCCGGCGGUGUUGGUGCCUUCCGAGGUCUUUUCCGAUUCUAUCAAGGCCUUUCAUUCUUCCGUGCCAUUUUCUACCUCAUGUUCAAGUGGCUAGCGUUCAUUUCUGACAAAGUUCUAACCCGGCUUGGGAUCAACGCUCGUCCGCAGUGGUUCAAGGGCUUUGUUGGUUCUAAACGGAAAGCAUCAGAUGAUAAAUCCGGCACGACCAUGGCAGAACCGCUCGAUUUCUGGAUGCUCACGGAUCAGGGAGAGCUAGAGCUUCCUCGAAACCACGAAUUCGACGUCGAGAACGAGAUGAGAAAGAGAGAAUUCAGCAACACGUCUACCUGGCUUGCAUCCGAUGAGCAGCGGCUAGACGAAAAGCUGUACAACUGGUGGAAGGCAGGCGGCUCAUGGGGUAAUCAAGAUCAAAGUCCAGACUACAACCCGUCAGAGGAAGAUUGGGAUGAUACGACUAGUGUGAUUUCUACUGCUACAACUACUGACUCCGAAUGGGAAGACGAAUCAGACGGUCGUCGCACACCUACACAACAAGAUCCGUUCCCAGGACAAUAUUCCCGUGAAGGUACUCCCGCGCAGGAAUCACUCAUGGACGUCGGUGCCUUUGCACGCCUUCUUGACCCGCACGAUGAGGAAACUCGUCAAGAGGCACGGAUCCUAGCAGCCCACCUCAACGCCGGACGCGAAGGACAAAUCCUAACCCGCCGUCGAUACCAAGAGCAGCUUGAACGCCAGAGAGCCAAGGUUCUUCUCACCUCCCGACUCCAUCAUCAUCCUCGCGAAAGGCCCACUACACAAGAAGAGUCCGAAAUCUUGGAGAAACUUAUCCUCGCCAAACGUUCAUCCCCAUCCGCUACUACCUUGAACGUUCAAGAGCAAACUUGGGAAUCUGGCGCAUCUGGUCUGGGAGCAAGCGGACCGCCCUGCGUUGUCUGCCAAACCAACUCACGCUCCAUCAUUGUCUGGCCCUGUCGUUGUCUAUGUAUAUGUGAGGAUUGCAGGGUGAGCCUGGCGAUGAAUAACUUUGGGAGCUGUGUGACCUGCCGACAGGAAGUUGGCGGAUUUGUACGUCUAUGGGUGCCGUAG